AUCCACCCGGAGAAGGCAUUCUCUGAUGGUGAUCGCUCGUAUGAAAAUGCUUGUCCUCUUCGGAAGACUGAUCAAAUCGCUGUUGAACGUCGUGAAGACGGCGUUGCAGUGCGAAUCGAUCUUCGAAAAUUGGACACUGCUGAGGAGGCUGAAUCAUGAUUACCGUUACUCAUUCACAUUGCUUAUUCAAUCAACCAUUAGAUUAAUAACUAUAUAA
Molecule: messenger RNA, 217 nt
Organism: Anisakis simplex (herring worm)
Lineage: Eukaryota; Metazoa; Nematoda; Chromadorea; Rhabditida; Anisakidae
Source: the annotation of a GenBank genome assembly